Arabis nemorensis is the source of this 1734-nucleotide messenger RNA. NCBI's taxonomy places the organism in Eukaryota, Viridiplantae, Streptophyta, Magnoliopsida, Brassicales, Brassicaceae. The record is from the annotation of a GenBank genome assembly.
AUGGCGAGAUUCGCACUGAUUGGAUUUUUGUUCCGCCUCGUCGUCGUCUUCCUUUUAGUUGGUACGACCUUUUCAGCGAGAUCUGAUGAGGAAAUUCGGGAGCGGUUUUACGGAAACGUCGUCAACUCUACGGCACCGGGAAACGGUGAAGGCAGUAUCGCCAAAAUGUUCGAUCGUGUUCUCGAGAAAGAAUUUUCCGAAAACGAUCAGCCUGAAGGAGCGGAUGGAGCUAGCUUUAACAGCAGUGUUGCUGAUCAACAAGCUGAAAUAGAGACGGUUGCUAAAGUAACACAUGAGAAGGGCAAAAGAAAUGAUACACAAGAAAAUAAUGGCACAAGACCAUUCCAACUUCAAGAUGUGUUUUCCCUGGAAAAUGAAGAUUCUGAUGAUAUGACUCUUAUUGACAAAAAGAAUAAUGUUUUCGUCAUGUCGAACAAAAAAUCUAAGUAUCCUAUACUUCAAGUAGAUUUGAGAUUAAUAUCAGACUUGGUAGUCAUUAUUGUUUUUGCUGCAAUUGGUGGAAUUGUCUUCUCGUGUCUUGGACAACCGGUCAUUGUUGGAUAUCUUCUGGCAGGGUCGAUCAUUGGGCCAGGAGGUCUGAAAUUCAUCAGUGAAAUGGUUCAGGUUGAAACCGUAGCCCAGUUCGGUGUUGUUUUCCUCCUUUUUGCUUUGGGCUUAGAAUUCUCAAUGACUAAGCUUAAAGUUGUUGGCCCAGUUGCUGUCCUUGGAGGACUUCUUCAAAUUGUCUUACUUAUGUUUUUGUGUGGUGUAACCGCCUUGUUGUGUGGAGCAAGGUUGUCGGAGGGUAUUUUUGUUGGUGCUUUUCUAUCCAUGUCAUCAACUGCAGUGGUGGUAAAGUUUUUGGUGGAACGGAACAGUACAAGUUCACUUCAUGGUCAAGUUACGAUAGGGAUACUUAUCUUUCAGGACUGUGUUGUUGGUUUACUAUUCGCAUUGCUUCCAGUUUUGGGUGGUAACAGUGGUUUACUACAAGGAAUUAUAUCAAUGGGAAAGCUGCUCCUGAUAUUAUCCAUAUAUCUCAUUGUUGCAUCACUACUAACAUGGUCAUUUGUACCCCGCUUUCUGAAGCUAAUGAUUCAAUUAUCAUCUCAAACAAAUGAACUUUACCAAUUAGCUGCUGUGGCAUUCUGCUUACUAUCUGCAUGGUGCAGUGACAAGCUGGGUCUUAGUCUUGAGUUGGGAUCAUUUGUGGCUGGGGUUAUGUUGUCUACAACUGACUUUGCUCAACAUACACUAGAGCAGGUGGAACCAAUUCGUAAUUUAUUUGCUGCUCUCUUCCUAUCUAGUAUCGGGAUGCUUAUAAAUGUGCAUUUUCUAUGGAACCACGUGGAUAUCCUUCUGGCAUCUGUGAUUCUAGUCAUAGUUAUUAAGACGGCACUUGCAGCAGUAGUAGUUAAGGCUUUUAGGUACAACAUGAGGAUAUCUUUCCAUGUUGGGGUGCUGCUUGCUCAGAUUGGCGAGUUUGCCUUUGUUCUUCUAAGCCGAGCGUCAAACCUACACGUCAUCGAGGGGAAAAUGUAUCUCCUCCUUUUGGGCACAACAGCUCUGAGUCUCGUAACGACUUCAUUGCUGUUCAAGUUAAUACCAAGUGCAAUGAACCUCGGUGUUCUCCUUCGAUGGUUCCCUUCUGAGAACAAUUCCCAAAACGAGGAGCAAAUCAAUCCAGAGCUAUCUCUAUUAAGAGCUAAACAUGAGUGGAGAAAGCCUCAAUAA